Messenger RNA from Gadus macrocephalus (Pacific cod), 2372 nucleotides. RefSeq names its product caspase recruitment domain family, member 14 (gene card14). The coding region runs from base 39 to 1607 and encodes 522 amino acids. The transcript is spliced from 8 exons. Gene Ontology annotation, biological process: regulation of apoptotic process. The record is from RefSeq and is a predicted model, not a curated record. Lineage: Eukaryota; Metazoa; Chordata; Actinopteri; Gadiformes; Gadidae.
CAAACGCACACACAAACGCGUGUUGCGUGUCCCUCGGCAUGGCGGGCGAGUGUGUGAUCAGGGGUACGGACCUGAAGGAGCUGGACGAGGAGGGACUUUGGGAACUGAUCAACGACCACAGGCAUCGGAUCUCCCUGGGGGUCCGGCCAUGCAUGCUGAUCCCCUACCUGAGGCAGGCCAGGGUGUUGAGCGAGCUGGACGAAGACGAGAUCCUCUCCUGCCACAACCUCCACAACCGCUCCAUGAGAACCAGUUACAUGCUGGACCUUCUGAGGACUCAAGGGAGGAACGGUGGCGUGGCCCUGCUGGAGAGUCUGAUGAUCCACUACCCCUGUCUCUACACCCAGGUCACCGGGCAGAAGCCCAGCACAGAGCCAUCCAAAUUCAGCGGCCUGAUCAAGUACUCAGAGCUGACAGAGUACCUGGUGCGGGCAGUGACGGGCAUGCAGAAGGAACUCCAGGAGGCGCGCAACGAGGCGGGCCGGCAGGGUGGACGCUGCGCCGCCCUGCAGGCGGAGAUGGACCUGAUGACGGAGGCGGAGGAGAAAUCCCGCCGCUUCCGCUUGGAGAACGAGCACAUGCGGCGGCAGCUGGCGGCGGCGAACCGCGAGCUCACCAAGCUGAAGGACGAGCGGUGCGACCUGUACGUGCGCCACACCGCCGCCAUCGAGGAGAAGUUGGCCGUGAACAUCCGGAGCCGGGACCUCACCCUGCAGGUGUACCAGCUGCAGACGGAGCUGCAGAAGGCGCAGGCUGAGACGGACUACCAGAAGCGGCGCUCGCUGAAGUGUGCCUCGCCGGCAGAGACCCAGCAGCUGCGCGAGGAGCUCAGCGCGCUGCGCAGGGACAUCAUGAUGGUGGAGAAGUUCAGCCCGGCCCAUGAGGACAUCCUGGCCCAGGACCUGGCUGAGGCCCGGGACGGACGCACGGAGCUGGUAGAGCAGCUGAGGAGCUACAGGGACGAGAACGAACGGCUGCUCCGAGAGAAGGAAGAGUCCCUGGACCAGAAGGAGCGGCUGGCACUGCAGGUGAAGCAGCUCACCUUGGACUGUGACAUGUUCAAGGAGAAGAGCUCCGUGAUCCAGGGCCAGAUGAGAGAGCUACAGGACGAGAGAGACCAGGCGUACGCGUCCCGGGACGAGGCCCAGGCCCAGAUCAGCCGCAGCCUGGCCGACAAGGACACCCUGCGCUCCCAGAUAGUGGAGCUCCAGGAGAGGCUGUUCUCCUGCCAGGGGGCCCGGACCCCCACCACCAUCUGCCUUUACUCCGCCCAUUCGGGGGGCUCCUGGGACAGCCUGGGCUCCAGCAGUGAGGACUCCAGCGGGACCCCCCCCCGGCGCCCCCUCCGCCGCACGACGGCCCUCGACCCCACGGACUACCCCUUCUUCAACUCUGAGGUGUGUUGUCUGUCUGUCUGUCUGUCUGUCUGUCUGUCUGUCCGUCCGUCCGUCCGUCCGUCCGUCCGUCCGUCCGUCCGUCCGUCCGUCCGUCCGUCCGUCCGUCCGUCCGUCCGUCCGUCCGUCCGUCCGUCCGUCCGUCCGUCCGUCCGUCCGUCCGUCCGUCCGUCCAUCUAUCUAUCUAAAAAAAAAAACUACACUUACACUUGACACUUUGGGCCUUGCAAAAAAAAAAAAUGCAAAAUGCACACUGUUUAGGCGCCAAGAAGACCCUUUUAAGAAGAUAAGAUAUAUGUCAGCCGCAUUUAAACAGUGUUUAGGCAGGUGCGGCUCUUUAGCCAAUCAGAGAGCUUGUAACAUCCCAUGGCUAAUUUGCGUUGUUUUUUUUUGCAAGGCCCAAUGUGUCACGGAAAGGCUAAAUGGAUAGGCUAAAAGGAGAAGCUAAAUGACUAAGCAAAUCGAAUAGCUAAUAGGAAAAGGAAAAGCAGCGGGGAAAUGGAAAUGCAAAUGUCAAGGAAAUCGCCCUUUUAAAUGUCUGAUUAAUAUCUGUAUUCUUAAUCCAAUUUGUGAUUCCAGUUUCAACGUUGAAUAUUUGAUUUUGAAUUUUUAACAUUGAAAAAAAAGCUGAAUAGGAGUUCAUUUCAAAUCCAGAUACGUUAUUUCAAUGCAUAAAUAUUCAGUGUUUAGAGUUCAAUGGCUUUUUAUUUUCAAAAUCCGAUGGCACAGUUUUACUUCCAUAGAAGUGACUCAAACAUUUUGUUGUUGAGAGGGCAUAUCGGUUUCCACUAUAUAGGUUUCUACAGGACAAAAUCUGUGUGGGGGUGGAGGAAUCUAGUGGGGGAUAUGUUCAACAAAAGAACAAGGAAUUGAAAGCUACUUACAAUAGGCCUAGGCUACAUUCAUUUCCCAUGAUGGCAGCAAUGUUCCACUUUCAGCUGGAAUUCACCGGUACAUCAAAACCACGUGUCUUCUUUA